UAUGAAAUGUUAGUUAUACUAUGAUUCUAUCUAUCUAAAUCUUUGCCACUCAAAAUCACUUACACUAAGUUUCUAUUUAUGAUUUGCUCUUGAAACUGAACACGACUCUGGGUCAAGUCAACUCUCACUCAAUCACAAACUAGCUACAACAAUAGGCAUAUUGGCUGAAAAAGUUGGGAUCUUUACAGAAUUUGAUGCUCAAAAUUAGGUUUUGGAGGUCUAAAUUGAAGUUCUUGAUGUAUUGCUUAAUGGGUGAGGGAAUUUUUGACUGAAAUAAUCAAGAAAUGGGGAGUUGACUUGGGAAGUGUCAAGAGUUUGGAGACGUUGGAUUGUUUUUUUCAGCAAUUGGUCCUGAUUUUAUUGUUGAAGUGAGGUUGUUAUUUCUUUUGAUGAAUAUGGAUCUGAGUUUUUGGAUGAUAUGGGCUGGAUGAUAGGAAUUUGAUCUGUUUUUGGAGGAAUUUGGAUUAAAAAUCUGUUCUUGCAGUUGAACUGAAUGGGGGUUGUGUUUGUAGUUUGUAGUUUGUAUCUUUCUUGAUUUGUACGGUCAUUGCUUGCUUGCUAUGGAGAAUGGCAAUGACAUGUCGUCGUCCUUGAGCUUUGCCUCGUAUUCGUAUCUAUCAAAUGGCUCGAGUGGCCAUAAUGCAUCUUCGUGCGAAGUAGGGACUAGCCCCGAGCUGUUGAGUUUGAGUAGGCUUAGCUUGAGUCUCGAGAAGCUCGUGGUUGAUGCUGACUAUGACUACAGUGAUGCCGAAGUAGAGGUCGAGGGAGUGAGUGUAGGUGUCAAUCGCUGCAUCCUAGCUGCACGGAGCGAGUUCUUCCACCAGCUGUUCAGAAACACGGGCGUUGAUGGAUCCGUGGAGGGAAAGAAGCUGAGAUAUCUCAUGAAAGAUCUGGUGCCCGAGGGAAGAGUAGGGUACGAGGCGUUUAUGGUGGUUUUGAAUUACUUGUACACCGGGAAGGUGAAGGCCUCCCCGACCGAUGUCUCCACCUGCGUUGAUGAGUCUUGUGCUCACGAUGCUUGUGGCCCGGCCAUCAACUACGCGGUGGAGAUGAUGUAUGCUUCUGCCACGUUUCAGAUUAAAGAACUCGUGAUGGUUGUUCAGCGUCAUCUCUCUGAUUUCGUCGACAAAGCUUAUAUCGAAGAUGUGAUGCCGAUCCUCAUGGUCGCGUUUCACUGCGGCUUGCAACAGCUUCUCUCGCAUUGUCUCCAAAGAGUAGCUCGAUCCGAUGUGGAGAACAUCAUCCUCGAGAAGGAGCUCCCCGUUGAGCUUCUCAACGACGUCAAAUCACUUCGCCUCAAAUCCAACCAGGACGAGGAGCACAGCUCCAUUCAAGUCGACCCUUUGAACGAGAAGCGUGUCAGGAAUAUCCACAGGGCGUUGGACUCUGACGACGUCGAAUUGGUGAAGAAGCUUCUCGAGGAAUCCGACAUCUCGUUGGAUGCCGCCUGCGCUCUUCACUAUGCCGCUGCUUAUUGUGUCCCUAAGAUCGUGAACGAGGUUCUAAAUCUCGAGAACACUGACGUAAACCUCCGGAACUCGCGGGGCCACACGGUCCUGCACGUUGCUGCGAGGCGCAAGGACCCCAUGAUCAUUGUUGAGCUGCUCCACAGGGGGGCUAAUGUCUCGGAUGCCACGGGAGACGGACAGACGCCUCUCACAAUCUGUCGUAGGCUGACGCGCCCCAAGGACUUCAACGAGGUGAAGAAGCACGGCCAGGAGACGAACGCAGACAGGCUAUGCAUAGAGGUCCUGGAGAGGGAAAUGCGGAGGAAUCCGUUGGCUGGAAAUAUCACGCUGUCCUCGAUGAUGGUAGCCGAUGAUCUGCACAUGAGACUUCUUCUCCUUGAAAACAGAGUGGCAAUGGCGCGCUCGUUGUUUCCUCACGAAGCCAGGCUGGCAAUGCAGAUGGCGCGUGCAGAAUCAACUAUGGAGUUUGCUGGACUUUCGGCUGCAAAUGGCGCGUACGGGAGCUUUAAAGAGGUCGAUUUGAACGAGAUCCCGCCCGAGCAUGUGAGGAGGCUCCAAGCCCUUCAAAAAACUGUGGCGUCCGGUCGUCGCUUCUUCCCCAACUGCUCCGAAGUUCUCGACCAACUCCUGGAAGACGACACUCUCGGCUCGCUAAUGCUCGAGAAGGGCACAAUGGAGGAGCAGCGGAUGAAGCGAAUGCGCUACAUGGAGCUCAAGCAGGACGUGAUGAAAGCGUUUAGCAAGGACUUGGCCGAACAAAAGUGGACGAAAUUCUCGUCUUCUUCUUCGGGGUCGAACUCUCCAAAGGCUAGUAAAGCUAGGAAAAGAUAGACGUCGUGUAGACGCCGAUGUAUUCGCUAUUCGAUACACGUGACGUGCAUUGAUGAUUCUGAAAUAUGAGAUGUAAUGUAAAAAUAUACUCCAUAUCGUUGGCAUUCAUAUUCUGUAAUAUGAAAAUGUGAUAGAAAAGUUAUAGUAUA
Salvia hispanica is the source of this 2449-nucleotide messenger RNA. Its product is annotated as BTB/POZ domain and ankyrin repeat-containing protein NPR1-like. Gene Ontology annotation, molecular function: protein binding. Lineage: Eukaryota; Viridiplantae; Streptophyta; Magnoliopsida; Lamiales; Lamiaceae. Gene Ontology annotation, biological process: systemic acquired resistance, salicylic acid mediated signaling pathway; defense response to fungus; regulation of jasmonic acid mediated signaling pathway. Gene Ontology annotation, cellular component: nucleus. The record is from RefSeq and is a predicted model, not a curated record.